AUGCCUUCAUACAAGGAUUCUGACGAUUACAAGACCUACAAAGAAGGUCUUCUCCAGGGCGGCAAGAACCACCGCAUGGAGGAUCUUCCUCCCUUCGAGUUCAACGAGACGGAGCGGUUCUCGAGCGAGUCGAACCUCAAGAACCACAUCAAGAAGCACAAGCUCGACGGGGUCCCGGCCAAGGUUAAGAGCCGCAAGUCCGGCGCGAACUCCGUCGAGGAGAACGAUGAUGCAGCUGAAUUCUACGACCGCAUCCACGGCAUCGCCAUCGGCGCUCGCGAUGACAGCGAGCUGCAGACUCCUUCCAAGAAACGGAAGGCGCAGACCCCUCCCCCCCUUCUUGCCGUUCGGAAUCGAUUCUGA
Molecule: messenger RNA, 363 nt
Organism: Colletotrichum truncatum
Lineage: Eukaryota; Fungi; Ascomycota; Sordariomycetes; Glomerellales; Glomerellaceae
Source: RefSeq, a predicted model, not a curated record